AUGUCUUCGCUUCGUAAUGCGAUCCCACAACGUAACCAUAAAGAGCGAGCUCAACCACGCUCUAGAGCAAAAUAUGGACUGCUCGAAAAACAUAAAGAUUAUGUGCUUCGAGCAAGAGAUUAUCAUUCUAAACAAGGAAGAUUAAAGAAAAUGCGAGAAAAUGCAUAUUUUAGAAAUCCAGAUGAAUUUUAUUUUAAAAUGAUUAAUAGUAAAACAAAGGAAGGUGUACAUGUAGUAGAACGUAAUUCGGUGUUUUCGGGAGAUGUUAUGAAAAUUUUGAAAUCCCAAGAUUUGAAUUAUGUGAAAAUUCAACAUGAUCAGGGGGAAAAAAAAAUCGAAAAAUUAAGAAAUGAAUUACAUUUUAUUGAUCAUACAAUUGCAAUUCAAGAUAAAAUUGGAGUUGAGAAUGAAACAAGAGAAAAAAAAUACAAAUCUUCACGAUCACAUCAUACUAUAUUUGUUGAAACAAAAGAAGCAGCAAAAAAAUUCGAUGCUGCUAAGUAUUUUGAUACAUUGCCUGAAUUAAUCAAUCGAAAGUUUAAUAGACCGCGAAUUGAAACAUUAGAGAAAGAAGUUAUUACGGCGGCUGACGACGAAAGGUUACUCCAAAAAUUACAUAAACAACGCAUAUCUAAACAUAAGGAACUUAAAGUUCGGUUGGAAAGACAAAACCAAUUGAAAAAAGUUGAACAAGAAUUAAAAACACAAAAAAAUUUAAUGGGUAAAGGUCGUCGAAAGAAAGUUGGUGUUGACAAUAAUGGAUUGCCAAUAUAUAAAUGGAAAAAUGAACGAAAAAAAUAA
Molecule: messenger RNA, 801 nt
Organism: Diversispora eburnea
Lineage: Eukaryota; Fungi; Glomeromycota; Glomeromycetes; Diversisporales; Diversisporaceae
Source: the annotation of a GenBank genome assembly